AUGGCUGAUCUCUCGUCUACACAAGCAUCUCUCGAUCCCCUGCAAGGAGCUGCUGCCAUGAGCAACUACGUCGCAUGCCUAGGCUCACAAGCACCAUGGGACUUCUACAUCAUGUCUUCUUCCACAUGCGUAUUGCUUGUCGGAUGCUGGGUAGGAGCCAAGAUCCUGGACGCGGUGUUGACCAGAGCAUGUUCCAAGUAUGCGCCUUUGGACUCUAAAACCAAGAAGAACAUAUGCGUCUAUUUUCUGGAAGUCCUCGUCACGUCGCCAGCGUUUUUGUACUGUAUCAGCGUCAUGCCACACAGUCUCGACAUAUCUUUGGUUGGAAAGCAGAACGCAACGAUAGAGCAGCUCAAAGCCGCGGCGACCAUGGGCAGUAUGGUCAUUCACUUGUACGUGUUUGAGAUCAUCUACAAAGAAAGGAUCGACUGGAUUCUACUCUCACAUCAUGUCAUGACCAUCCUUGUCGGUGCAAUCCUCUGGAACGCCUUAUACUACACCCUGAACGUGACUAUCAUUGCUUAUUUGGCAACGAGCCUCCUCUUCUCUGCAGUGACAGAGCAGCCAACGUUCAUCGCACUCAUCAUGUAUCGCCUGAGCGAGUCCCGGCAUGUCAACAGCGUGCUUCGCUUUGCUGCCGUCUCCUCUUGCCUUACCAAGAUGUAUGCUUUCUGCCUCACCUGGGCGAUGUACUACCGUGAAGUGCUGCAUCCUCCAAAGAUGAUUAAGAGCGUCAGAGGCAACUUCGACUGGGAGUUGUUUCUCGAGAUUUACAUCCCAGUAGCAAGCAUCCUGCUGAUUGUGCUUCAGCUGAAAGCCAACUACAUCCUAUACCUUCUCAGCCUGAAACACACAAGACUAUUCCGAAAACAACGUGCUAGUCUCCGAUUGGAGGCUCAGCCAGGAGAUGUCAAACUUGUGCAAGUCAGCCAACCCGGAGGAGGAGGAGAUGCUUCCUUCGUUGAGGUGGUGGUGACGGCAAGGUCUCCAGAUACCAACAGGUCUUCGCAAGACGAGGAAGCAGAGAGCCAGAGUCAACAGCAGCAUCGUGAUCAUACGAUGGGCUCUCAGGAUAACUUUAACAGGCCAGUGUGUGCAUGA
Molecule: messenger RNA, 1101 nt
Organism: Guillardia theta CCMP2712
Lineage: Eukaryota; Cryptophyceae; Pyrenomonadales; Geminigeraceae
Exons: 3
Coding region: 1-1101 (366 amino acids)
Source: RefSeq, a predicted model, not a curated record